GUGUCCAAACCUGCUCGUCGUGUCUGUUGCAACAGCACACCAGCCCUCAAACCCAUAUCCUCUGGAUACCUCCAGCAUUUUCUCUAUUUUUCGCUCCACUUUUCUCAAUCUGUCUACAGGUAUGUCUGAUGAUUGUUACCAGAAAGCUUCUGGAGACACAGGAGUUGUCAUCUUGUAUUGGGCCAGUGUAACCAGCAGUUUAGAGACAAAGAAAAAUCAGAGCAGAAUCCGUUCUGUGCUAGAAUCCAAGAACAUCCCCUUCAAAUGUGUGGACGUAACUCAGAAUGCCAGCGACAAGGAAUUAAUGAGGAAGAAAGCGGGCGACUCAAAAGCACUGCCUCCUCAACUCUGCAAGGGGAAUGUCUACCUUGGAGAUUAUAAUGCAUUUGAAAAUGCAGUUGAGAAUGAAGAUUUGGAAGCUUUCCUCAAACUCUGAAGACUGAUGCAGCAACACUGACUUUCCGUGGGAAAACUCAACGUCAUCACGCAAAUCACUGCUUUGAUGUCAAACAAAAAAUAAAUUUUGUAACUCAGAAUGUUCCAGAUUUGGCCACGGUUUUCACUUGGUUCAGUGACAAAUGUCUGUUGAAUAAAUAUUUGCAGUCCUCCA
Messenger RNA from Thalassophryne amazonica, 610 nucleotides. RefSeq lists its product as uncharacterized. The coding region runs from base 122 to 436 and encodes 104 amino acids. Lineage: Eukaryota; Metazoa; Chordata; Actinopteri; Batrachoidiformes; Batrachoididae. The record is from RefSeq and is a predicted model, not a curated record. Gene Ontology annotation, cellular component: cytoplasm. The transcript is spliced from 3 exons.